Musa acuminata AAA Group (dessert banana) is the source of this 570-nucleotide messenger RNA. Its product is annotated as glycine-rich cell wall structural protein 1-like. The transcript has a single exon. NCBI's taxonomy places the organism in Eukaryota, Viridiplantae, Streptophyta, Magnoliopsida, Zingiberales, Musaceae. The record is from RefSeq and is a predicted model, not a curated record. Bases 1 to 570 code for a protein of 189 amino acids.
AUGCUGACUCCGUGCACGUACGCCCCGGAACCGCCGUCGGCCGGAGUCGAGGUACCCGGCGCCGGCGCUGGUGUCGGAGUCUUGCUGGGACUAGGAGAUGGAGACGACGACGGGGACGUCGAUGGAGCCGGCGCCCCUGUUGGAGUCGACGACGGGGUCGGGGAAGGAGUGGAAACGGGAGGUGGGGUCGCCGGCGUUACGGCGGGGGGCGUGGCUGGCGGCGGGGUGGCGACGGGAGGAGGCGUGGCUGGUGGCGGCGUGGAGACCGGAGGAGGGGUGGCUGGCGGCGGCGUGGCGACCGGAGGAGGCGAGGAGGCGGGAGGUGGGGAUGACGCGGUCGGAGGGGUGGCGGUGGUGGACGGGGGCAUCGCGGUGGGGGAGGAGGCCGGGGAUUGGGCGAUGCAGGUGGCGAGGAGGGCGAAGGAGAUGACUAGAGCCAGAGCUGGCGCAUGGGAUGCCAUUGCUCGCCUGCCUUCUCUUGAACUUCCUCUCUGUGUGGUGAAGAGCUGUGGCGAGGAAGCUUUUGUGCUUGGGUUGAUGAGACUGAAGAGUGGGGAAUUUCGGAGGUAA